AUGUCCAUGGACUCGGUCACCAACGCUGCCUACAUGACGUAUUUCCUCGCCAUCAAAGCCGUCCCAAUCGUCGCGACGUGCGCGUCCGUCUUGUUCGCGCUCGCGCCGUGGCCCACGAUCGCAGCCAUCCGUCGCGCACGGAGCACGUUACAGUUCCCGUUUGCGCCCUUCUUCUUUUACUUUAUCCAGAGCAUCAUCUACUCGCUGUAUGGCUACACGACGGCCAACCUCGUGGUGGGGGGCACGUCGCUGCUGGGCGUCGUGCUCGGGGCCUAUUACGUGCUGAUCUAUUGCAAGUACGCGCCCAAUCGGGCGCAGCCUGUGCGGAUGGUGUCGUCUGCUCUGCUCGUGCUGCUAUUGUUGGUGUACCAGGUCGCGACCCGCUCGCCCGAAGAGGCGCAGCUGCUCACGGGCAUUCCGGCCAAUGUGCUGUCGGUCGUGACGGCGGCGUCGCCGCUGCUGCAGCUGAAGCACAUUGUGCGCCGCAAAGACGCGUCGUGUUUGCCAUUGGGCAUGUCGGCCAUGAACAUUGUGGGCGGCUCGCUCUGGUUCACGUACGGUCUGCUCUUGGGCGACUUGCUGGUCGUGUGCCCCAACUUGUUUGCGCUCACGAUGGGCAUUGUCCAAGUGUCGCUCAUUUGGCUCUAUCCGGGAGGGAAGAUCAGCAGUGCAGCAGAUGGCCAGGCGGACGCUGGAAAGCCAGCAGAGACGAAGAAGAAGACGACGACGGCGACGACGACGAGUCCCUGUCACAAGAAGAAGGUGGACCGUCCAGCAUGA
Molecule: messenger RNA, 780 nt
Organism: Hyaloperonospora brassicae
Lineage: Eukaryota; Oomycota; Peronosporomycetes; Peronosporales; Peronosporaceae
Source: the annotation of a GenBank genome assembly